Messenger RNA from Acytostelium subglobosum LB1, 1365 nucleotides. RefSeq lists its product as hypothetical. The transcript is spliced from 3 exons. Gene Ontology annotation, biological process: amino acid transmembrane transport. The annotation marks the transcript as partial. Gene Ontology annotation, molecular function: amino acid transmembrane transporter activity. Gene Ontology annotation, cellular component: vacuolar membrane. The record is from RefSeq and is a predicted model, not a curated record. Lineage: Eukaryota; Evosea; Eumycetozoa; Acytosteliales; Acytosteliaceae.
AUGCUAAAGAAUAGGAUGUCACAGGAUAAUCUAGAGAAGUCACCACUUGUCGGACCUCCACCAGUCAAGGAGGUCAUGAUAAAUGGCUACCACGACGAGUCUAUCGCACAAUCCAGACCAUUCACACCAGUCUCUGCCUUUUGGAAUACCGUCAAGGCUUUUGCCGGUGCCGGUUCAUUCGCUCUGCCAUGGGCAGUUUCACAAGCUGGUAUUUGGAUUGGAUCAAUUGGUCUGGUGGCCAUUGCAUUGCUGUCAAACUAUACGAUGUCAUUGCUGCUGAAAUGUAAUAUAAAGAUGUCGGACGAGCAGCUGGGUACGGACCAGCCACCACCUUCUUAUGCCGAUCUGGGCCGUCGUGCCUUUGGUCGCGUCGGUGAGCUCUUUGUCUGCUUCAUGAACUUCUCCGUGACAAUGUCCAUCUGCAUUGCCUACCUCAUUCUCAUUGGCCAAAACUUUGGCGAGCUGGUCAACUACAAUCAACAGAUCAUCAUCUGGUUCAUCUUGCCCGUAAUCAUGUUGCUCACUUUCUUGACCGACAUGAAGUAUCUAGGUUACACAAGUAUAUUUGGAGCAUUAUCAUUGCUGUUGGCUAUGGGUACAGUACUUACUUAUGGUGGCAUUGACUAUGAUAUUCUGCCAUACAAGGAGUACCAUGUGGACUACACAAAGGUGCCACUCUGGUUCGGUGUGGCCGCAUUCUUCUUUUGCAAUCACAUCGUGGUCAUUCCCAUCAGUCAUGCCAGUGGUGACUACCACCGCUAUCCACGCAUUCUCGACUACUCGAUGGUGUUCAUCACGAUCGUCAAUGUGAUCUUUGCCACACUGGCCUAUCUUUACUUCUACUCGUACGUGGACCCAGUGUCGCACGUCAAGGGUGUGCCAUCGUCGAUCACUCAGGCACUGCCCAACGGUGUCUUUGCCAACAUCGUCAGAAUGUGCGUGGUGUUUGAGCUGACCUGCUCGUUCCCCAUCGUUUGCGGUGCCGGACUCAACGUCGUCGACUCAUCCAUCGAGUUCUUCCAUCGCCACUUCUCGGCCUUCCCCAAUGGAGCACUCAACAACGAGGGCGAGAAGAUGUUCUUCUCGCGCAACUGGAUGUUCUACGCCGUGCGCAUUGGCCUGACCGCCGUGUUGGCCGCCGUCGCCACGACCAUCACCAACUUUGGCUCGUUCACCUCACUGAUCGGCUCGCUGAUGCUGGCUAUCGCAGGUUUUGUCUUGCCACCACUGGUGUACAUCAAGUUCUUCCCCGAGCAGUCUCGUCUCUCAUUCAUCAUCCACAUCAUCAUCUCUGUCUUUGGUGUUGGUGCCACCAUACUUGGAACCUAUCAGUCCAUUUUGUCACUCAUCAAUCCUCCACCUUCA